AUGGCGUUUAUGGUUUUACAGGAAGAUACUUCCUCAUACGAACAUUUUGCAACAGGAUCAGCCAUGACUAACGAGGACACACUGGGUUCUCGCUUACAAUCCAUACCGAAGGAGCUGUGCGAUGACCAUGUUAAAGUAGUGUGUCUUGUUGGGAAACCAGGAAUAGGGAAAACAUGGACGGCAAAAAAGGUUCAUGAUAUUGUAAAGCAACAAGGUCAGUUUGAUUUAUGUUUUUGGCUGUCUAUGAGCAGAAAACAUGACAAGGAAUCUCCGCUUGAGAGGAUUGCUGCUCAGUUGCCUAUAUGUCUGCCAACUGAGGAGUGGGAUGAGGAUAACGAUGGUGAUGACGAUGACGAUGAGGAUGAGGAGAUGCAGAAAGAAGGGUAUCUGAAACAGAAAAUAUCAACAGCUAUUGGUACGAAGAGGUGUCUUUUAAUCUUGGAUGGAGUUUUAAAGGGAAGGAAAGUAGAUGAUAUUGUAUCAGAAUUUGAAUCCUUGAUUCCUGAUUUUAAGCAGCCUUCAUUUAAAGUCUUAGUCACCACCACAGAUUACUCUGGAAAUCUUAUUGGUCCUUACUUGAAGGUGGUAGAGAUGGAACCCUUGUCUGCAGCAGACACCUUCACUCUUUUGCAAAAACAAGUCAAAAAUCCAGAUUUUAAACUACUAUUUGAAGAUAUCUACAAGGAAAGCGAGGGUGCUCCUGCUAAAAUUGAGGCUAUGGCAGAAGCAUUAAAUUACAUCACGGAAUAUAAACAUCGGGCUAUUAGAGAAGAGUUAGUAGUAGACUCGGCAAUUACUGAUGCCUCCAGCAUUAUACCUUGCUUUCUCCGAAUUGCACAUGCAAUUAUGCCAACCAAUGAUCUGAUUUAUUGUUUCUGGCACAGCUGGCAGUACAUUCACAUGAAUGGUCCUGUUAAUUUCACUCGAUUGAUAGCCCACUGGAUUAUGGAGGGUUGUCUUGGUGGUAUUAAUUGUAUUGAGGAUGCUUUUAAGAAGGGUUACUCUGUUCUCCUGGAGCUUAUAAAUCUACGCUUUCUCAAACAUAUGAAGUCCAACUGCGUUGUAAUGGUGGGAUGUGCAAUGAAAGUGCCUUAUUGGUGGAUCAAAGAUGAAGAAGAUCAUGUGAUUUACGACAAGAACAGACGUGGAGGACAUUAUUUGGGUAGGGAUUCUCAAAGAUUUACAGGUGCAGAGAGCUGUUCAAUGGUUCCUUCUUUGAAGGACAACAUGUGGGAAGGAUUUGGGGACAUUGCACUGAUUGACGGUGUGAUAAGAACAGUUGGAUGUAGCAGUAAAUCAGAGAAAAUCUCAACAUUAUUGCUUGAUGGUAAUCGUCUAGGCAAGGAAGUCCCGGAUACUUUCUUUCAUAGCCUGAAAGGUCUCAAUUCAUCGACGAAAUUAGAUGUUGGUAAACAGUCGUCGACAGAGGCGAUGAAGUUCUGCAUUGGUCUUGAAAUGGGGUGCGUGCCCGAGGAGGAAGAAGGAGUGUGUUCUAGAAAAGAAACUUCAUGGGCCAAGGCUUGGUUGGCAGAGAAGAAACCGGGUCUGGAUUGGAGGCCAGUCGGGUUGAAAGACCUGGUUCCAUGA
Molecule: messenger RNA, 1587 nt
Organism: Carica papaya (papaya)
Lineage: Eukaryota; Viridiplantae; Streptophyta; Magnoliopsida; Brassicales; Caricaceae
Source: RefSeq, a predicted model, not a curated record